Messenger RNA from Culex quinquefasciatus (southern house mosquito), 484 nucleotides. RefSeq lists its product as uncharacterized. Lineage: Eukaryota; Metazoa; Arthropoda; Insecta; Diptera; Culicidae. Bases 39 to 434 code for a protein of 131 amino acids. The record is from RefSeq and is a predicted model, not a curated record. Gene Ontology annotation, molecular function: chitin binding. The transcript is spliced from 2 exons.
CAGUUCUGUGCAGUACAACAUCCCACUAGAGUUGAACAAUGAUCAAGAUAAAGGCUCAACUGUUCGUGCUUCUGUCGUUGCUGGCAAUACUGGCCACCGGCCAGUCGCAGCACCAGUUCUCUCGCGGAUCGUGCAAACGCGUGUCGUGCCACGUGGAACCCAACUACGGCGAUUACAGCGACUUCUUCGUCAAACAUUGUCCAGAUCCGUUCAAUUUCAGCGGAUACUGUAGCUGCGAUGAUGGUCCCGGCUAUCAGGCGUACUACCACGAGUGCCCGUCUGGAACGUUCUUCGAUGGGUAUUCCCAGCUGUGUCGCAACAAUGAAGGUGACAGGGACGAUGAGGGGUUUUCUACGGACAGGCUGAUCUAUUGCAUUGAUAACUGGCUAAACGAUCGCAGCAAGGCUCAAGCGAGAUUCGUUUGCAAAAAGUAAAUUAAAUCUUCUAGCAGUUUUUUUUGUUCAAAAUAAAGAAUAAAUAUUUC